CGCACAGCGCCACGGAGAGAGGACAGCAAAUCUCUGCUGCUCUUGAAUCCCUCUGUGCUACUGCGGCACAGAUACCGAGUACGAGCAGCGAACUACUCAAUCAGCGUGGAUGCGACCGGGCUUUUCCAGAGUCUACGUAACUGCUCAGAAGAACUUACGGUAGAGUCCUAAAGAGCCGGAUCCUCCUAGUUUCCCUCUGAUUCCAGCAUGAACAAGACCAAAGAUUUUAACAUGGUCCUUCCCUUUCCAUUCAACAAGAACUGGAGUGCAGAACGAGGCUUUCCCACACAGAUCCCAGGCCAUUGCCCAAACACAACUGAUCUCACGGUCUUUCUGGUCACCUCGUAUAGCUUAGAAACAAUCUUCGGCAUCUUGGGAAACAUUUGCCUGAUUAGCGUCAUCGUGCGGCAGAAGGAGAAGGCCAAUGUCACCAGCGUCCUCAUUACCAACUUGAUCGUCUCUGACUUGUUCAUGAGCAUCGUUUGCCUGCCGUUCACCAUUGUCUACACCCUGAUGGACUACUGGAUCUUUGGGGAGGUCCUGUGCAAAAUGACUUCCUUCAUCCAGUGCACUUCGGUGAGCGUGUCCAUUCUCUCCUUGGUCCUCAUUGCUCUGGAAAGACAUCAACUCAUCAUAAACCCAACCGGCUGGAGGCCAAGCAUCCCCCAAGCAUAUCUAGGGAUUGUAGUCAUCUGGACAGUCGCUAGCCUCAUCUCUCUGCCCUUCCUGACCACCUCCGUCCUGACGUACGACUUGUACAAGCACUUCUCCUACAUCACGGAGGCGUCUGCCGACAAGCCCAUCUGCAUGGACGUGUGGCCGUCUGACCAGCACCGCCUCAUCUACACCACUGCCUUGCUGCUGCUGCAAUACUGCAUCCCUCUCUUCUUUAUCCUGGCUUGCUACCUGCGUAUCUAUUUGCGCCUGCAGAAGAGAAAGGACAUGUGUGAGAAGCGUGACUACAGCGGGCGGGAGGUUCAGCUGAGGCGGAUAAAUGUGCUGUCCAUGGUGGUGGCCUUUGCUGUUUGCUGGUUACCUCUGCACGUUUUCAACAGCAUCGAGGACUGGGAUUACAAGGCAAUUUCCCCUUGCUACCACAGCCUGAUCUUCUCCUUGUGCCACCUGGUGGCCAUGGCUUCUGCCUGUGUCAACCCGGUUAUCUACGGGUUCCUGAACAGUAACUUCAAAAAAGAAGUGAAGUCACUGAUGCUGAGUUGCCAGCACAACUCAUCGCUGGAAGAAUACGAGCAUUUACCCUUGUCGACCAUGCAGACGGAAGUUUCCAAAGGCUCCGUGAGGCUGAGCUGUCGACAUAAUUCCAUCUAGGAAUUCCACCUAGUUACACUAGGGAAACAUCUUCUGACGUCUCUAUUGGAAAGCCUCCAGGAAGGCUAUGACACUUGGGUGCUAAAAGCAAAGGGCACCAUCGUCUGACUCCAACAUGUGCACUCUACCCAGCUGCUGUCCAGUUUUGGGGAGAAACGUCACUGAGUGCAAGGCAAGGGACUCCAUACAGAUAAGUGAGGAAGAUAAACGGCGAUCCUGUAUUGAUGAGGAGGGGCAGCAUUAGAAACAGACUUCAUGGAGACAGGGCAUGUGCCCAAGGAGUUGCUUUGUCCCUAACGAAGCUGUAGCUAUCCGUGGUUGCACACAGAUAGCAGGGUCAUCGGCUAAGCUGCACACCCUUAUCCCCGAGGGUAAAACCUGCGAUGUCCAACUCAAACACCCGUGUUGGUGGAAAGUCUUCUCUGUCGGUAUUAGUAGCACGUGGCCAUGCUGUAGGCUGACCGCUAUGUCGACGAGAGGAAGAAUAUGAGGUGGUUGCCUGCAUUAGUAGGGGACUGGACUCAGUGAUCUAAAAGGUUCCUUCCAACCACAGGCCCACUCUCCUUACAUUCCUCUCGGUGCAUGGGUAUGUCUAACGUGUGCGUUACUGCCCCUCCUCUCACCCAUGGCGAGGAACCACUCCUGAUGAGGUUCUCAGGAGAUCCCAUCCAGCAGAUCUGUAACAUCCUUAAUGACUUACUUGGUGGGGAGGGUCAGUCAACAUGGGGACAUGUCACCACGGCCCUGUCACUUCAAACCCCUCACAAGCUUCAGCUUCAUGGAAAUCUCUGUUCCUCCCAGGGCUUCUAGUGAACCCUCUUUUGGCCAACUCCUUGCCAGCAGUAUUACACAGAUAGUAGCCAGAAAACUACACCACGGAGCACACUGAACCAAUGCAAACCAGAGCCACUGCCCGAUAACAAGGUGCAUUGAGAACAAUCACCAUCCAUUAGGACAGCCAGCAGUGGGAGGUACUACACCGUUCAUUGCCUCUGUUACCCGUCACUUAAACUACACAGGUGACUUCUUUUUGAAGGUGAUGUAAAAACAAUCGCAGAUUUCCUUGGGUGCUUGGUCCGGUUGACUUGGUUGUCAUUCUUCUGGCUGUAAACCUAACACCUCCAUGCUACUAAAGGUCCAGUCGCGGACUUGGGCACUGUAAGAUGUUUGGAUCAUAGGAGACUUUGGCCUAUCUCAGCUGGGGGAACGAGGUGACGCGUAGCCAGUGUCACACCUGUUCUGUGCUUAGCAUCUCACUCUGCACCCAGGCUCUGUCAUGUGGGAGGAGCAAGUGACUAGUGGAGAAUGGGUCUGACGUAGAAACGCCAGCUGUCAUGUGCUGUGACGCUUCCAGAAGAGUGAAACACCUGGUUGGGAACCACACCAGGGUGCUGGGUUUCCCCAAGAAGAGGAAGGACCUGCUGAAACAUUGUGAAAAGUCUGGGAAAGAGCAAUGAAGAGGCAUGAAGGGGGUUGAGUGGCACAUUCAAUCCAAGCCCCGUGUACAUUAAGGGUGUUGCCAACUGUGUGAUGGAUGUAACUUUGUGCUCUCUCGCAUCAGUGCUAUUUGUACCGUUAGUCUGGGCAGCCCACCGGCACACCAUAAGGAACGUUGUACUCCUUCUUUGGGAAACAGCAGUACAUCAAGUGGCUGGAGUCGGAGCGCCUCUCGUUAUCAAGCCAUUGCUCUGCAGCAACUGCUGGGAAACCAAGACGUGGACGUUGUCAGGGUGGAAGCCAAUAGUAUGCCCUAGGUCAGGUGGUCACAUUUUGUCAUGACUUGACACCCUGUGCAAUCUCAUCCAAGUCAAUGGACUUGCACAUGGUGGAAGGUAUUCAAUGCAUAGAUACUAUAGAGAGCGGGGCCCUAAAAAUACAAUAGCUAAGUAGAUACCUCCGCUGUUCCCUGUAAACUGUGCAUUUGUGUGGCUACCCAGGAGAGUUUCAAAUACCGCCCAGCUGAUUAGCAGAGCACCCUCUGCUGGCAGCAUGUUUUUCUACUAG
Molecule: messenger RNA, 3330 nt
Organism: Pelodiscus sinensis (Chinese soft-shelled turtle)
Lineage: Eukaryota; Metazoa; Chordata; Testudines; Trionychidae
Product: neuropeptide Y receptor type 4-2-like
Biological process (GO): G protein-coupled receptor signaling pathway
Cellular component (GO): neuron projection; plasma membrane
Molecular function (GO): pancreatic polypeptide receptor activity; neuropeptide binding
Source: RefSeq, a predicted model, not a curated record